AUGCCGUGUGCCUGGGGAUUUGUCGCCCUGCUGGAGCUCGCCACCUCCCGGAUCUUUCCAUACGCUGGUCGUCGCAAUGAUUCUGCUGUCUUCCUCGUCGACCGCCCGGAGAGGCUGCUCAACCGCGAAAGGAACGCCAAGCUUCAAAAGGUACUCCACCGUCGCAUUGGAGUCGGCGAACAGUCGGGGGUUCUCCAGUCUCCACAAGUCCACGCCAUGCGUGGAAUCCCACGAGACAACUUGAUUGCCGCUCUUCAACUGCCCGCAGGGAAAGCUGCCUGUGGUGGAGGUCAAACUUUGGAGCCCAGCAUUGGACUCGUGUCCGCGCGAUCAGACCCUGUGGCGUUGAAGAUUGCAUUUCGUGGCCAACGGUGCGAAAGGAUGCUGGAGUAG
Penicillium diatomitis is the source of this 393-nucleotide messenger RNA. RefSeq lists its product as uncharacterized. The coding region runs from base 1 to 393 and encodes 130 amino acids. The record is from RefSeq and is a predicted model, not a curated record. The transcript has 2 exons. NCBI's taxonomy places the organism in Eukaryota, Fungi, Ascomycota, Eurotiomycetes, Eurotiales, Aspergillaceae.